Molecule: messenger RNA, 2337 nt
Organism: Musa acuminata AAA Group (dessert banana)
Lineage: Eukaryota; Viridiplantae; Streptophyta; Magnoliopsida; Zingiberales; Musaceae
Product: probable beta-D-xylosidase 7
Exons: 6
Coding region: 1-2337 (778 amino acids)
Biological process (GO): xylan catabolic process; arabinan catabolic process
Cellular component (GO): plant-type cell wall
Molecular function (GO): alpha-L-arabinofuranosidase activity; xylan 1,4-beta-xylosidase activity
Source: RefSeq, a predicted model, not a curated record
AUGGGAACUCGGAGAGAACUCCAUGGUGGUCUGACCUUUUCCGUCGCUCUACUGCUGCUGCUCGUACAACCACUCACAGUCUUUUCAUCCCCUCCAAUUGCAUGCGAUCCUACAAACCCGUCCACGCGAAACUACGCAUUCUGUCAGACGACACUGCCCGUUGACAAGAGAGUGAAUGAUCUUAUUUCACGCUUGACCUUGGAGGAGAAGAUACAACAACUGGAUGAUCAGGCCGCUGAAAUCCCCCGGCUCGGCGUGCCGAAGUACAAUUGGUGGUCGGAGGCGUUGCACGGUCUGUCGAACUGGGGACAUGGCAUGCACUUCAUCGGCCGCACCAUUCCGAAUGCUACCAGCUUCCCCCAAGUUAUACUUACUGCAGCUUCCUUCAACCCCGACCUAUGGUAUCGUAUCGGACAGGCUAUCGCGGUGGAGGCUCGAGCAAUGUACAACGCGGGACAGGCAGAUGGAUUAACACUAUGGUCGCCAAACGUGAAUAUAUUCAGAGAUCCCAGGUGGGGCAGAGGCCAGGAGACUCCCGGUGAGGAUCCCACGACGGCAAGCAAGUAUGCCGUCUCCUUUGUGAGAGGACUACAGGGCGAUUCCCCCACAGGUGAAAGGUCUGGCCAGCUGAUGACUUCAGCUUGCUGCAAACACUUCACGGCUUAUGAUUUGGAUAAUUGGAACGGCAACGUUCGCUUUACUUUUGAUGCUCGGGUGACGGCUCAGGACAUGGAAGAUACCUUUCAGCCGCCUUUCAGAAGCUGCGUCGAACAAGGUCGAGCCACUUGUGUCAUGUGUUCAUACAAUCGCGUGAAUGGAGUACCCACCUGUGCUGAUUACAAUCUUCUGACCAAGCAAGCCAAAAACUUGUGGGGUCUUGAUGGAUACAUUGCUUCCGACUGUGCUGCAGUUGAUUUCAUGUAUGGUGCUUCACACUACGCCAAAACGCUCGAAGAGGCUGUUAGUUAUGCUCUCAAAGCUGGAGUGGAUAUAAAUUGCGGUAAGGCUAUGAAUCAGCAUGUAGGAGCUGCUAUCAAAAACGGGAAUCUCUCUGAAAGUGACAUAGACAGAGCCCUAUUCAAUGCCUUCUCCUUGAGAAUGAAGCUUGGACUUUUCAAUGGAGAUCCACAAAAGCUCCCUUCAGGGGAUAUCCCCCCCAGCCAAGUCUGCUCGACGGAGCACAAAAACUUGGCUCUCCAAGCAGCCCAAGACGGCAUCGUUCUCUUAAAGAACACUGGCAAUACCCUUCCUCUAGCGAGAUCAAACGUUACAUCUCUCGGUGUGAUUGGCCCAAACGCCAACUUCCCUCCAAGCCUUAUGGGUAACUAUAAUGGCCCUCCUUGCGAGGUUAUCACCCCACUCGAGGCAUUGCAGAGCUCCAUCAAAAAUACCCGAUUCGUAGCAGGGUGUAACAUCGUUGCUUGCAACGUUACUAAGAUCCCCGAAGCUGUCCAAUUGGCGAGCUCAGUGGACUAUGUCAUCAUGUUCAUGGGGUUGGAUCAAGAUCAGGAGCAAGAGGGCCAUGAUAGGACGGAUUUGCUUCUCCCAGGAAUGCAGCAGACUCUCAUAUCCAAAGUUGCCGAAGCAGCAAAGAAGCCCAUCAUCCUGGUGCUGCUAUCCGGCGGUCCGCUGGACAUUACGUUCGCAAAGAACGACCCGAGAAUAGGAGCUAUCUUGUGGGCAGGUUAUCCCGGUGAAGCAGGUGGAUCAGCGAUCUCAAGCAUCAUCUUUGGAGACCACAAUCCAGGGGGGAAAUUGCCUGUUACUUGGUAUCCACAAGACUUCACAAAGGUGCCGAUGACUGACAUGAGGAUGAGGGCCGACCCUGCCACGGGCUAUCCGGGACGCACCUACAGAUUCUACAACGGCAAGCCCGUCUACCAAUUUGGUUAUGGCCUCAGCUACUCCAGUCAUUCAUAUGAAUUCGCAGCUGGAACUGCAACUUCGAUCUACCUGAACAACUCGUCGUCUCCCCAGGCUCAACCGAAUGAUCCAAACACUCUCAGUUAUGACGUCGCAAGCUUAGGCUUCAACACAUGCGGAGAACUUAAAAUCUCUGCGACCGUCAGUGUCAAGAACCAUGGUCCCAUGGCCGGACGGCACCCUGUGCUGCUCUUCUCUCGCUGGCCAUCUACAGAACAUGGUAGGCCGGCAAAGCAGCUGGUGGGUUUCCAGAGCGUGCACUUGGAGGCUGGAGAGAGCACCAAAGUGGAGUUUUCUCUGAGCGCUUGCGAGCAUCUCAGCCGAGUCAUGGACGAUGGCAGAAGGGUGUUGGACAAAGGAUCUCACUUCUUAAUUGUUGGAGAUGAGGAGCAUGAAAUCAGCAUCAUCUCCUGA